Messenger RNA from Sodiomyces alkalinus F11, 759 nucleotides. RefSeq names its product 3-alpha--hydroxysteroid dehydrogenase. Gene Ontology annotation, molecular function: oxidoreductase activity, acting on the CH-OH group of donors, NAD or NADP as acceptor. The coding region runs from base 1 to 759 and encodes 252 amino acids. The transcript has 2 exons. Lineage: Eukaryota; Fungi; Ascomycota; Sordariomycetes; Glomerellales; Plectosphaerellaceae. The record is from RefSeq and is a predicted model, not a curated record.
AUGUCAACCAACCUCCAAGGCAAAGUCGUCGUCGUCACCGGCGCAGGAGGCGGCAUGGGCCUCGAAACCUCCAAAAUGCUCGCCGCCCGCGGCGCCAAAGUCUCCAUGGCCGACGUCCAAAAAGAAACCCUCUUCGCCGCCGCCGCAGACAUCGAAAAGGCCGGCGGUCAGGUCAUGGCCCGCGUCGUCGACGUUACCAGCCGCGCCUCCGUCGAGGCUUGGAUCAACGAGACCGUCGAUAAGUGGGGCAAGCUGGACGGCGCCGCUAACCUGGCGGGCAUCCUGCCGAGGGGGUUCGGCCGGGAUACCGUCGAAGAAGUCGACGACGAUGACUGGGACCGCGUCCUGGCCGUUAACCUUACGGGGACCAUGUACUGUAUGAGGGCCGAGCUGAGGAACAUGAACGAGGGUGGUAGUGUUGUUAAUAUUUCGAGUAUUGCCGGGUUGAUGGGCAUUCCGCGCAACUCGUCGUACGGGGCUUCCAAGUUUGGGGUUAUCGGACUAACUAAGUGUGCGGCGACGGAGGUUGGUCCGACUAAGAGUAUCAGGGUGAAUUGCAUUGCACCGGGAACCAUCGCAACUCCUAUGUAUGAGCAAGUCAAGACCUAUCGCGGUGGGAAACCCAUAGAAGAGAUCCAGCAGAUUAAGCGCGAUGGAAGGCCCGACGAGAUUGCCUCUGCGGUUUGUUGGUUGUUGUGCGACGAGUCGUCCUAUAUCACGGGGCAGGUUCAAAAUGUUUGUGGCGGAUAUAUCUGCUAA